Molecule: messenger RNA, 4171 nt
Organism: Trachemys scripta elegans
Lineage: Eukaryota; Metazoa; Chordata; Testudines; Emydidae
Gene: ITGA1
Product: integrin subunit alpha 1
Exons: 30
Coding region: 560-4120 (1186 amino acids)
Biological process (GO): cell adhesion mediated by integrin; cell-matrix adhesion; cell-cell adhesion
Cellular component (GO): integrin complex; external side of plasma membrane
Molecular function (GO): integrin binding
Source: RefSeq, a predicted model, not a curated record
CAUCGCUUUGAUUUGUUUCGUAUGCUGAGGGGAGGAAGGGGCACGAGAACAAUGACACGCCAGUUGUAAUCCAGAGUCGGACAUCCAGCUCUCUCCUACUGCCCUCCCACUCCCAUCCUGGGUGGGGUUGUCCGGUAGGAGACACCCAGGAAUUAUAAAAGUGCAUAUGUCCCUUUAAGGUUUGCUUUGCUCCCUGCAGACUUCAGCCUAAACACUGAGAUCUGACUUUAUUUGUACAUGUCUCUCAGCUCUGGGAUCCUGCCACGCGGGGGUUUCAAAGGCUCAGAGACUGUUUGGGUUUAAGGGGGAGGGAGUGUGUGUCUUGGGGGGGUGGGGGCAACUCAUCUUGAUGUGAAGAGAAAACUUGAAGGGAUUGAAACAACAAACAGGAAAUGCCUAGCCUGGCUGCUGCUCUUGCAGAUGCAGAGGGGACCAGAGGCAGUUGCAGCGCACUGAGCUCCUCUCCCUAACAGGCACCGUGUGAACUACCGAGCUACCCAAGGGAUCUGCUGCCCCCCGGCCCUGUCCUCCUUCACGGGCUAUCCUUGUCACUGCAGCCAUGGGCUCCCAGCCCCUCCGUAGCAGAAGCCCAGGUGUCGCUGUCCCAUGCGGGAUUCUGACAGCUCUGCUUCACCUCUGUGCAUCUUUCAAUGUUGAUGUCAAAAAUGCAAUGACGUUCAGUGGCUCUGUGGAGGACAUGUUUGGGUACACAGUUCAACAGUAUGAAAAUGAGGAAGGAAAAUGGGUACUUAUUGGUUCUCCAUUAGUUGGCCAACCCAAGAAGAGAACAGGAGAUGUCUACAAAUGCCCUGUAGGGAAGGGCAAAUCACCUUGCAUAAAACUGAACCUACCAGCUAACACUUCAGUUCCUAACGUUGUGGAAGUAAAAGAGAACAUGACUCUUGGAACAACUUUAGUGACUAACCCAAAAGGAGGCUUUCUGGCUUGUGGGCCACUCUAUGCUUACAAAUGUGGGCAUUUGCAUUACACAACUGGCAUCUGUUCUAACGUCAGUUCCACAUUUGAAGUUGUAAAUGCCAUUGCACCAUCUGUACAAGAAUGUAAGGCCCAACUGGAUAUUGUCAUAGUUCUUGAUGGUUCUAAUAGUAUUUACCCAUGGAAGAGUGUCACAGAUUUUUUAAACAGCCUUCUGGAAAAAAUGGACAUAGGCCCUCAACAAACACAGGUUGGAAUUGUUCAAUAUGGGCAAGAGGUAGUCCAUGAAUUUAGCCUCAAUACUUACAUGACAACAGAUAAUGUACUGAUUGCAGCCAGCGCGAUAAAGCAAAGAGGUGGAGCACAAACUAUGACAGCCCUUGGAAUAGAUACAGCAAGGAAAGAGGCAUUCACUGAGGCUCGUGGUGCACGAAGAGGAGUAAAGAAAGUAAUGGUUAUUGUGACUGACGGGGAAUCGCACGACAACUACAAAUUAGCAAACGUGAUUGAGGACUGUGAACAUGAAAACAUUCAGAGAUUUUCCAUUGCCAUUCUUGGUAGCUACAGCAGAGGAAAUUUAAGUACAGAGAAAUUUGUGGAGGAAAUAAAAUCAAUUGCAAGUGAACCUACUGAAAAGCAUUUCUUCAAUGUCUCAGAUGAAUUAGCUCUUCUUAGUAUUGUUGAAGCACUUGGAGAAAGAAUAUUUGCCCUAGAAGCUACAACAGACCAGCUGGCAGCCUCGUUUGAAAUGGAAAUGUCUCAAGCUGGCUUCAGUGCUCAUUAUUCCCAGGACUGGAUCAUGCUUGGAGCGGUUGGAGCAUAUGACUGGAAUGGGACAGUAAUCAUGCAAAAAGACAACAUGGUUUUAAUGCCAAGAAAUGAUACAUUUCGUGACAAGUCUUCAGAAAGAAAUGAACCUCUUGCAGCUUAUCUAGGAUACACUGUAAAUUCAGCAUCGACACCUGGAGAUGUGCUAUACAUUGCUGGGCAACCUCGCUAUAAUCACACAGGCCAAGUUAUCGUUUACAAAAUAGUAGGAGGAGAUGUAAAAAUACUACAGCGAUUAAAUGGAGAACAAAUUGGGUCAUACUUUGGGAGUGUUAUUACUACAAUUGACGUCAAUAAAGACUCAUUUACAGACAUUCUGCUAGUUGGAGCUCCUAUGUACAUGGGAACUGAAAAAGAGGAACAAGGAAAAGUGUAUGUGUAUUCUUUGAACAAGACAACAUUUGAAUAUCAGAUGAGCCUUGAACCUAUGAAGCAAACUUGCUGUUCAUUGUUAAAGCACAGCUCCUGCAAAAAUCACAAGAAUGAACCUUGCGGUGCGCGCUUUGGGACUGCAAUUGCUCCAGUAAAGGACCUCAACCUUGAUGGGUUUAAUGAUAUUGUAAUAGGAGCGCCUUUAGAGGAUGAUCAUCGAGGAGCUGUGUACAUAUAUCAUGGCAAUGGCAGUAGUAUAAGGAGAGAAUAUGCCCAGCGUAUUCCAUCAGGUGGAGAUGGGGAAAAAGUGAAAUUUUUUGGUCAGUCUAUACAUGGAGAAAUGGAUUUAAAUGGUGAUGGUCUAACGGAUGUCACCAUUGGAGGCCUUGGUGGUGCUGCCCUCUUUUGGUCUCGUGAUGUAGCUGAAGUAAAUGUUUCCAUGAAUUUCACACCCAAUAAAAUCAAUAUAGAAAAGAAAAACUGUAAUACAGAUAAAAAAGAGACAGUAUGCAUAAAUGUCACAAUUUGUUUUGAAGUCAGACUAAAGUCUAAAGAAGAUACAAUAUAUGAAACCAGUAUACAGUAUUGGGCUACACUUGAUUCACAAAGACGGAUACCUCGAAGCUUGUUCAUGGAAAGUCAAGAAAGGAAGAUACAAAAAAAUAUCACUGUCAAAGGGUCAGAAUGUAUUAAACAUAACUUCUACGUGUUGGACAAGCCUGAUUUUCAGGACUCUGUAAAGUUUUUGUUGGAGUUCAAUUUUUCCGACCCAGAGAAUGGUCCAGUUCUCGAUAGUGACCAGCCGAACGCAGUGUAUGAAUAUAUUCCUUUCACAAAAGACUGUGGAAUCAAAAAUAAAUGUAUUACAGAUCUGGUUCUGAAUAUAGCAGCAAGUAUAGCUGGAGACAGUUCCCCUCCAUUCAUCAUAAAGUCAAGCAAUGAUAAGUUCAACGUGUUACUGUCUGUCAAGAAUAAAAAAGACAGUGCCUAUAAUACCAGAGUCUUAGUAAAGUACUCUCCAAACAUUAUUUUUGCUGGAAUUGAGGAUAUACAGAAAGAUAGUUGUGAAUCCAAUCACAAUAUUACCUGUAAAGUGGGAUACCCUUUCCUAAAGUCUGGAGAAGAGAUUUCUUUCAGAAUAGUAUUCCAAUUCAAUGCUUCUUAUCUUCUGGAAAAUGCUACUGUUCAAGUGUAUGUAACAAGUGACAGCGAAGAACCACUUGAGACCCUGACUGACAAUGGAGGAGACAUUAGAAUCCCAGUAAAAUAUGAAAUAGGAUUAAAAUUUUUCAGUAAUUUCAAAGAUCCCAAAGAAUGCCAUAUUAUAAUUGCAGCAAAUGAUACAGUUCCUGCUUAUAUUAAUACAACUGAAAACAUUGGGGAUGAAGUUAACAUAAAAUAUACGAUUGAAAAAGGUGAACACUUUCCAGUGCCACAACUCACUCUACAGAUUUCAUUCCCCAACUUGACUUCAUCCAAAAACCCCAUUCUCUACCUAACUGGAUUGUCAUCUUCAGAUAAUGCAGUCUGCCAAACCAGUCACCCUAUAAAUCCAUUCAAGAUCAACUCUGGGAUGCAGUUUGAUCUGGCAAAAAUAAAAGAACCUACAAAAGAUACAGUGAUGGACUGUGAUACAUACAACUACGCAUCUAUUAACUGUACUCUGGCCCCAUCUGAUAUAACUCAAGUGAACAUUUCAUUAAGAUUAUGGAAACCUACCUUUAUAAAAGCAAGUAUUCACAGUUUAAAUUUCAGUGUAAGAGCAUUACUUCAGAGUGAAAACUCAUCACUGAUUUUGAGAGGAACCAAUCAAAAACAAGAGAUCAUGAUUAUAAUUUCAAGAGAACUUCACCCUGGCAGCAUCCCUUUAUGGGUCAUUUUACUGAGUGCCUUUGCUGGACUCUUGAUUCUUGCACUUCUUAUAUUUGCAUUGUGGAAGGUUGGAUUUUUCAAAAGGCCACUAAAGAAGAAAAUGGAGAAAUAAAGAAUUCUACCAAAGGAGAAUAUGUUGCAAUUAAACAAUGAUCUGUCCUCA